Molecule: messenger RNA, 2217 nt
Organism: Lathyrus oleraceus (garden pea)
Lineage: Eukaryota; Viridiplantae; Streptophyta; Magnoliopsida; Fabales; Fabaceae
Exons: 5
Coding region: 1-2217 (738 amino acids)
Molecular function (GO): nucleic acid binding; RNA-DNA hybrid ribonuclease activity
Source: RefSeq, a predicted model, not a curated record
AUGGCUGAGAACAAAAGAAAAGCGGCUCUCAAAGCCGAGAUAACUAACAUGGCUGACGAAGCCACAUAUGGUGAAAUUUAUAAUGCAGGACCUGGGGAGUACUUUAAACCAAAACCCCAUGACGAACAGAAAAAUGGCUCUUUAAGAGUAUGUAUAGAUUUUCGUGACCUAAAUACAGCAAAUCCUAAAGAUGAGUAUCCAAUGCCUGUGGCAGAGAUGCUGGUUGACUCAGCUGCAGGCCAUGAAUAUCUUAGCAUGCUUGAUGGAUAUUCUGGCUAUAACCAGAUUUUCAUUGCUGAAGAGGAUGUUUCCAAAACAGCCUUUCGAUGUCCAGGGGAAAUAGGAACUUAUGAGUGGAUAGUUAUGCCAUUUGGUUUAAAAAAUGUUGGGGCAACAUACCAGCGAGCAAUGAAUUCUAUAUUCCAUGAUUAUAUAGAGACAUUUAUGCAGGCUGGAGAUUUUCUGGGCUUUGUGGUCCAUAAAAAGGGGAUAGAAGUCAAUCAGAAUAAGAUGAAGGAUAUUAUGGAGACCAAAGCACCAUUAACUAAGAAAGAAUUGCAAUCAUUAUUAGGAAAGAUAAACUUCCUGAGAAGAUUCAUCUCAAACUUAAGUGGUCGAACUCAAGCCUUCUCUCCCCCCGUACGCCUGAAACAAGGGAAGUUCGAAUGGAAUGAUGAACAUCAAAAGGCAUUCGACAAGAUCAAGCAUUAUCUGACGAAUCCUCCUAUCUUGGCACCACCAUGUGGAAAGAAGCCUAUGAGAUUGUAUAUAUCAGCUUCCGACACUACUAUAGAAACUAGAUACACUUCAAUAGAAAAGUUGUGUCUUUGUUUGCAUUUCUCUUGUACUAAACUUAAGUAUUAUAUAAAACCUAUUGAUUUAUACGUCUCUUCACACUUUGAUGUCAUUAAGUAUAUGUUAUCGAAGCCAAUAAUGCACAGUCGAAUUGGCAAAUGGGCAUUAGCCCUCACUGAAUACUCUUUAGCCUUUAUGCCUUUAAGAGCAAUGAAGGUACAAAUAGUAUCAGACUUUAUUGUAGACCAUGCAGUGGUCGAAAGUCCUCAACUUCAAGUUGAGUUAAAACCUUGGAGAUUAUUCGUCGAUGGUUUCACUCAUAAGGAUGGAAGUGGAGUUGGGAUCAUGAUAAUUUCUCCUGAUGGAAUUCCAACAAAACUCAAAUAUAGAAUCGAAGGUCCCCUUUGUUCUAACAACGAAGUAGAAUAUGAAGCCCUUAUUGCAGGACUUAAGGCUUUGUUGGAAUUGUGGGCAACUAGGGUCGAAAUUAAAGGAGACUCAGAAUUAGUAAUUAAGCAACUAACGAAGGAGUACAAAUGUAUAAAAGAAAAUUUGAUUAUGUAUUUCGUCAUUGCAAAUAGGUUGCUCAAUUUUUUUGAAUAUAUAGACAUAAAACAUGUUCCUAGAAUAAAAAACCAAGAAGCUAAUGACUUAGCAAAAAUAGCUUCAGGGUAUAGAAUUUCAAAAGAGAAGCUAGAGGAACUUGUCGAAGUAAGAGGAAAAUCAAUGGCUUCCAGAUUGUCUCCGACAGAUUUGGAAAACACUCAGUUAGGAUAUGCUAACAAAGAAGAGUUCGAAGUAUUGGCCAUUGAUACCUUAAUGGGUACAGAUUGGAGGAAUCCAAUUAUUAAUUAUCUCAAGGACCCUUCGAUAGAUACAGAAAGAAAAACCAAGUACAGGGCUUUAUCUUAUGUUUUGAUGGGGAAUGAAUUAUUCAAGAAAACCCCUGAAGGGAUCCUGUUGAAAUGUUUAGGAGAAAACGGGGCGUACUUAGCAUUAUCUAGUGUACAUAGUGGAGCCUGUGGAGCACACCAGGUAGGCCAGAAGAUGAAAUGGUUGCUUUUAAGAUAUGGAAUGUAUUGGCCCACCAUGUUAAAAGAUUGUAUAGAGUUUGCUAAGGGUUGCCAAGAAUGUCAAGUACAUGCAGGAAUUCAACAUGCUCCUGCAAGUGAGCUUCAUGCAAUUAUCAAGCCUUGGCCGUUCAGAGGUUGGGCAUUAGAUCUAAUUGGGGAAAUUCGACCUACUUCAUCCAAAGGUCAAAAGUACAUCCUUGUAGGAAUUGACUAUUUCACUAAAUGGGUCGAAGCAGUAUCUUUAGUAAAUGUGUAUCAAGAAACUGUCAUUGAAUUCAUUCAAAGUAUUACCUGUCGAAAUCUACUUGCAAUCAGUGAGAAUCCAAAGACAAGGAGAAAUUCCAUAUGA